Molecule: messenger RNA, 576 nt
Organism: Salarias fasciatus (jewelled blenny)
Lineage: Eukaryota; Metazoa; Chordata; Actinopteri; Blenniiformes; Blenniidae
Gene: crygn2
Product: crystallin, gamma N2
Exons: 5
Coding region: 25-576 (183 amino acids)
Biological process (GO): visual perception; lens development in camera-type eye
Molecular function (GO): structural constituent of eye lens
Source: RefSeq, a predicted model, not a curated record
UUGGAAGACGUCCAGUGGACAAAGAUGUCUCAGUACUCUGGAAAGAUCACCUUCUUCGAGGGGAAAUGUUUCACCGGCAGGAAGCUGGAGGUCAGAGGUGACUGCGACAACUUCCAGGACCGUGGCUUCAUGAACAGGGUGAACUCCAUCCGGGUGGAGAGCGGCGCCUGGAUCUGCUUCGACCAUCCUGACUUCAAGGGCCAGCAGUACAUCCUGGAGCACGGCGAGUACCCAGAGUUCCAGAGGUGGAACUCCCACAACGACCACAUGGGCUCCUGCAAGCCCAUCCGCAUGCACGGCGAGCACUACCGCAUCGAGCUGUUCGAGGCCUGCAACUUCUCCGGCCAGUGCGUGGAGAUCUGCGACGACUGUCCCUUCCUGCAGAGCCGCGGCCUGUCCAAGAACUGCAUCAACUCCCUCAAGGUCUACGGAGACGGAGCCUGGGUGAUGUACGAGGAGCCCAACUUCCGAGGCCGCAUGUACAUCGUGGAGCGCGGGAACUACUGCAGCCACAACGAGUGGCAGGCCCAGAACCCCAACAUCCAGUCCAUCCGCAGGGUCGUCAACUACUUCUGA